CAGCUCGUCUCCCCACCUUAGUCCACACAGCAUCACACAAUCCCACUCACCAACCGUCGAGCGCUCUAGCUAAUCGAGCCCCGAGAAGAAAGAACAAUGGCGGCCGCAGCGAAGGCGUCGUGGAUGGUGGCCAUGAGCGUGGGCGCCGUGGAGGCGCUCAAGGACCAGGCGGGCCUCUGCCGCUGGAACUACGCGCUGCGCUCCGUCCACCGGGCCGCCAAGGCCAACGCCCCCAGCUUCGCGCAGGCCAAGAAGCUGGCCCCGGCGGCGGAGCGGAGGCGGGCGGACAAGGCCGAGGAGGGCAUGAGGACCGUCAUGUACCUCAGCUGCUGGGGACCUAAUUAGUCAGUCAUGGGUCUCUUUUCUUUUCUUUUCCCGAUCUUCAGUGACAAAGCUUGGCUUGAGAUCAUUGCCGGUCGCUUCCCUUCCCUGAUUGUAAAUAUCUGAUGAUGAUGAUGAAAAGUUCUGCCACUUAA
Panicum virgatum (switchgrass) is the source of this 476-nucleotide messenger RNA. RefSeq lists its product as uncharacterized. Bases 97 to 345 code for a protein of 82 amino acids. NCBI's taxonomy places the organism in Eukaryota, Viridiplantae, Streptophyta, Magnoliopsida, Poales, Poaceae. The transcript has a single exon. The record is from RefSeq and is a predicted model, not a curated record.